UGCAUCAAGGGAUGGAGCGAGUCAUGUGCCUAUCUGGAGGAAGGUCAUUCCAGCCCAAAGGAACAGCUUUGGAAAGGCUGAGUUGGAAGUGGGUCUAAGGCACAGCGAGGGGACCAAUGUGGCUAGUGCUGGGUGAGCCACAGAAGAGUGGGCAGAACAAGAAUGUUUUCUUGAGGAUGAGAGUUAAAAUCUUCGGUGAAUUAUUUGACAGCAGAGUUCUCCUAUAGCUGGAUUUCUCAACAAUGGCACUUACUGACAUUUCAGACCAGAUAAAGAAGCCGAGGCUCUGAAAGAUAAAAGAACCUGCUGAAGGAAGGUCAUAAAGCUUGUUCAGCAGCUAAAUCAGGAUUGCACGCCAGGGUUGUCUACAGGCAACGCCUUUGGUCCUUUCCAGCACACUCCCCACCUCCUCGCUGCAAGAAAAACAGCAUAACUGCAAAUGCAACAAGAAAGACAGCAGCAUGGCCAGCGUAUUGUCCCGGCGCCUUGGUAAGCGGUCCCUCCUGGGAGCUCGGGUGUUGGGGCCCCCCGGGGCCGCCCCACCUUCGGAGCCUCAGGCGGAGCUGCUGGAGGGGGUGGCUCCCCAGCCCUUCCUUGCCUCUAAGGACACUUCCUGCCAGGAGCAGCCCAAGGAAGUCCUCAAGGCUCCCAGCACCUUAGGUCUCCAGCAGGUGGCCUUUCAGCCUGGGCAGAAGGUAUAUGUGUGGUACGGGGGUCAGGAAUGCCCCGGACUGGUGGAGCAGCACAGUGGGGCAGAGGAGAAGGUGACUGUCUGGCUGUUGGACCAGAAGUUACAAAUCUGCUGCAAAGCGGAGGAGGUGUGGCUGGCCGAGCUGCAGGGCCCCAUUGCCCAAGUGCCACCUCUAGAGCAGGGAGCCCAGGUGCCAGCCUACAGGCCUGUCUCCAGGAACAUUGACGUCCCAAAGAGGAAGUCGGAUGCAGUAGAAAUGGAUGAAAUGAUGGCUGCCAUGGUGCUGACGUCCCUGUCCUGCAGCCCAGUCGUACAGAGUCCUCCUGGGGCCGAGGCCAACUUCUCUGCUUCCCGCCAAGCCUGUGACCCGUGGAAGGAGAGUGGCGACGUGUCCGACAGCGGCAGCAGCACCACCAGUGGGCACUGGAGCACGAGCAGUGGCGUUUCCACCCCCUCGCCUCCCCACCCCCAGGCCAGCCCCAAAUAUCUGGGGGAUGCCUUUGGUUCUCCCCAAACUGAUAAUGGAUUUGAGACCGAUCCGGACGCUUUCCUGUUGGAUGAACCAGCUCCACGUAAAAGAAAGAACUCGGUGAAGGUGAUGUACAAGUGCCUGUGGCCAAACUGUGGCAAAGUUCUGCGCUCAAUUGUGGGCAUCAAGCGACACGUGAAGGCCCUCCAUCUGGGGGACACUGUGGACUCUGACCAGUUCAAGCGGGAGGAGGAUUUCUACUACACAGAAGUGCAGAUGAAGGAGGAAGCUGCUGCUGCUGCUGCUGCUGCUGCUGCUGCUGGCACCCCCACAGCUGACCCGGCCUCCGCCCCCAGUGUGACCAGCUCGCCCCUUGCCAUUCUUUCACCGCCUCCUCCCAAAGCCCAGACCUCAGGCCCAGAACACCCUGGCCUGGAAUCUUACCUGCCCUCUGGUGCUCUCAGCAAGUCGGCUCCUGGCUCCUUCUGGCACAUUCAGGCUGACCAUGCAUACCAGGCCCUGCCGUCCUUUCAGAUCCCCGUCUCACCACAUAUCUACACCAGUAUUAGCUGGGCUGCUGCCCCGUCCACGGCGUCUUCCCUCUCUCCGGUCCGGAGCCGGUCGCUAAGCUUCAGCGAACCCCAGCAGCCGCCACCUGCAAUGAAAUCUCACCUGAUUGUCACUUCUCCACCCCGGGCCCAAAGCAGUGCCAGGAAGGCCCGUGGGGAAGCUAAGAAGUGCCGCAAAGUGUACGGCAUUGAGCACCGGGACCAGUGGUGCACAGCCUGCCGCUGGAAGAAGGCCUGCCAGCGCUUCCUGGACUGAACCCGUCGAACCUGAACCCAGCAAACCGGCUCCUCCUCUAUGCUCCUGGCCUGCGGGCAGCCAGAUGACAAAAGGCAGACUCUCAGCUGAGUGUGUGGACCCUAGCAGAUACCUGAAGAUAAAGAGUGGACACUGGGAGUUUGGGCUCUAUUGACUAAGGUUUAAUACUUAAAACAUUUCUCCCCACCCCCCUUGUGGGAACAUUUUAUUUUUUUUUAAAAAGGAAAAAUUUUUUUCCCCUCAAAUAGGAGAGAGCCAAAACUGACCAAGAAUAUUCUGCAUCAAACCAGAGACCAAAGAAUUAAUUACCCUCCCUUUCCCACAACCCCUCUCUAGGGGAUUAUUUUGUAUGCAUCAAAAGGAGGAACAGCUCAUUCUGUUUCCUGCUGAGUUGGUGAAUUCUUUGCUUUUUCAACUCUUCCAGAAGGGACUAUGAGCAAGAUGAAUUCACUUUUCUUAAAAAAAAAACAAACAAACAAAAAAACAAAAAAAAUGUUCUGGCUAACGACACAGAGAGCAGUUAGGACCUGCCGUGGAUGGGGUAGGAUGAGUUGGGGUAUCUGGGUGAUUUUUAAGGUGCAGCUGGCCGUUCUUCUCCACCUGAAUCAAGGAGAAGGAAAAGCUUGUUCUCACCAAGCAGCUUCCAUGGAAGUAAAAGGAAAACCCUUUCUUGGGGACAACUAUUUGAAUCUGGGUCCCCUCAGAUGUUGGGUGGCAUCCCAACAAAUAAUGUAUGGCUUCUUCUUAAAGCCCAUACUAACAGGUUUUUUAAAGACUGUACCCAAAUUGCUGAGCCAAAAGGCUAAUAUGAAUUCACUUUUUCAAAUGUGGCGGUUAAACACUACCUUGAUACUCUUUUCUCUUUCCUUGAGGAAAAACGAGAGGGUUUUAGUAUCUGUGAAAGCUCUCUGCUGUUACCUGAGUGCAUAAACUUUCUCUUGAGUUUCGUUCCUCCAGUGAUAGAGAUGACACCUCUAAAACACUUGGUUUUCUUUUGAUAUUGUGUUCAGAAGCUGUUAUCUGAUUCAAGUUCUCUUUUAUUUGGAAGGUAGUUUCCUCUUUGUCUCUGGUCUCACCAGGGAUUUCCCAUUUCCCUCCCAAAGCUGUAGGCAGGGCUGGCCUAGGGAAGGAGAGAGAAGAACACAGAUAGAAAAGUAAGUGGCAGCUUGCCCCAUGAUGGAAAAGGAGUUGACAGUCCCCCAUUUAUUUGAUGGGCUUACCUGCCCCUCUGGAAGCAAUCUGGUCUUCUUCCUUAGGUGGCAAGUAGGACAAGUCUUCAGUCAAGGCAGGAGUCUUUUGGAGUUUUUAUCAGUCUUGGUUGAGUCCGGGCAAUGGAUCAAGGUGUGACCUUCCCAGAUACAUACUGAGUCCUGUCUCUUGUCUGAAGGCGGGAUAGCGAAGGUGAAGGAGAGUCCUGAGAAAAUCACGUGAGGAAGACCUGGGGUUGGAUUCUAGCUCUUGGUGCUUCAGCCUCUGGUGUUUCUGGAGGCCUCAAAUAUUGAGGGGAGAUUGGAGAGCAUUGCUUGGGAGGUAAAUAAGCAAAGCAGUUGGAGUUGUGGAGGAGCGGCGAUGUGGGGAGUUCAAUGCCGUACCAACCAGUGGUUGAUUAAGACGGGGCGGCUGAGCCCCGAGGGUGUUUCUUUUGGAGCCUCCCCUUUCUUUGGAGUGUGACUGUGGGGACUUGUCGGGCCUGCUUGAAUGGGGACCACUGGUGCCCAGCGCCUUGGACCUAUGUCCCAGAUGUCGGGCUCAGGGAACCCCACUAAGACAGUUCUCUGGGAAGGGAACAUCAGCACGCUUCGCUUGACUCUUAUUGAGGUCAUCCUCUUGGUCCCAGCUGGAAAUACCUGGCUCUGGAAGCCCCUCCUGCCACUUCACGUGGGAAAUACGCAUAUGCUUCUUAAUUUGAGACAUGCUGAGUGUUAGAAAACCUGCCAACCUAAGAAUAGGGUCUUGAUAUUGUGAACGGUGACGGUGACCUGGGUUUGGUGACAGAAGGGAAAGACAGUUAUGCACAGGAGUCUGUGAUGGUGAUGGGUAUAUUUUUAUAACUUAGUUAAAAAAAAAAAAAGGAUCUGGAAUCUGUCCCUUGGUAAAGCUGGAAACCAGGCCAGCCAGAGGUGGCCCAGGGUUCUUCUUCCCGUUCCUUCAGCUUCCCUGAGAAUUAAAAGCUGCCAGCAGGUUGUCGCUUGUCCUGGCUCCACUCACUUCCCAUGCUGUCCAUCUUCAGGUCUUCUUGGGGAGGGGAGGGAACAUAUGAGACGUGGGGACUCUGCCCAGCAGCGUCUUCUCUUCCCUUCUUAAUCAGAGCUCUUGCUGAGUCUCGUCUUUAGAAAAGCUGGUUUCAUUCCCUCCUAUAACUGGAUAUAAAGAUUUUCUCUAAGGGCGGUAAGCUUCUCUUGUCAUUGGUACCCAGUCAAGGAAGAGAGAAAGAAGAAGCUGAUGAAACAAUUUAAAAGUGGAGGUGGUUUUAUUUUUUUUUUUUUUAUGUUUCGUUUUAGUGCGGCUUUUCCUGUCUGCAUUUGCUCCUCUCCUUUCACGUAGGGGUGGCUCCGCGGCGCCCCUUCUGGCUUCCCUUCUCCCGUACCUCCAUCUGUGGCUGUUGUUUUGGUUCUUGACAUGUGGUCUGUCCUUGGGGUUGCCCCAUUUCUUUCUCCUCAGAGGGUGGUGGUGGUGGUGAACUGAUCCAGCAUUCAUGCCUGUUUUUUUUUUUCUCUAUCUCUCUCAGUCUCUCUCUCCGCCCCCCCCCCCCACUUGCCAGCCCACCUGGGCAGCAGAAUCUGAUACAAGGUGAGAUGCCAUAGAUGCACAUUUGAAACUAACAGGACUGCUGGUCCAAAGCAGUUAUCUUGGGAAGCUUUCUUCCCAAGUGAUGUUACGCUUAUUCAAAAUAUUUCUUGGGAUUACCUUGGGAGUCUGUGAUGGUCAGUCUUGCUCUGACCAGCCUUGAUGAUACUAAAUCUGCACUUGUGCUUAUCCAGUGCAGAGAAAGUCCAUCAAGUGAGGCCUGAGCUGCAAAGUACACGGGCUGACUGAAACAGCUUGGGUUUAAUUAUGUGACGGUUAGCUGGCUGUAAAAGCCAGGCUGUAAUAUCAGAGAGCGUCUUGAGCUACGUCUACAUUGUCACAGUAAGCCCAUAGCUUGAUUCCUUGGAGGACAUUAUUAAUUUGGAUGUGGAAACUGAUUUGUUUGAAGAAAUCUGUCCUGUGACUUUCUGGUCCUUCCAGGUUCUGACUUUACCAGGGGCAAACAAACAAACAAAAGAAGAGGGAACUAAAUCCCAUCUGUGAAUUUGUAUUAUUGGCGCCUUUUCCCGCAGCUGUCUUCCAAGUAUUAUUUUUACUGUUAAAAAGUUUUUUUUAAAUGUGAAAUGUAAUGUUUUUACAGCUACAAUAUGAAAUAUAUUUUAUAAGGA
Molecule: messenger RNA, 5401 nt
Organism: Rhinolophus ferrumequinum (greater horseshoe bat)
Lineage: Eukaryota; Metazoa; Chordata; Mammalia; Chiroptera; Rhinolophidae
Gene: ZNF395
Product: zinc finger protein 395
Exons: 12
Coding region: 462-1985 (507 amino acids)
Biological process (GO): regulation of transcription by RNA polymerase II
Cellular component (GO): nucleus
Molecular function (GO): DNA-binding transcription factor activity; RNA polymerase II cis-regulatory region sequence-specific DNA binding
Source: RefSeq, a predicted model, not a curated record